UACAAAACAAUUUUCUCAACAACACAACAACGAAUGUUGGGGGAAUGCAAAAAAGCCGUGAACGAAAUUGAACAACGAAAGUCGGAGAACGAAGAAGAGAAGUAAGGAAGAAGUGUGGUUAUUUAGCUAAACGCAAACAUUUUCGCAUAAAAAAGUAAUAAACCAACAUUUUUACGUUCAAGCUUUCGAGGAAAUGUAAAAUACAACUCUAAUAAAUAAAAAUUAAAAGAAAACAACAAAAAGCAGUGCGAAAGCAAUUCAGCGAAACGAAAAAGGGCGCCCCAGUUUCAUCUAUAUCAGGCUCUGUUUUUUUUUUAGCUGUUUGACGUCUGCAGUGUCCAGCGGCAUUGCAUUUGUAGCAACUCCGCUAAAAAAAUAGUUAACGAAAAAGCGGAAACAUUACUGUUGUACAAAGGAAAGUGUACUAGCUAUCUGGCAUAAGCAGCAGUGGAAACGGCAAAUACCCACAGCAGCAAUAACAUCAAUAUUGGCAAUAGCUGUAACGGCAGCAGUGAUUGCAACCAGGUCUUGAUCGUACGCGGUGGCUGGCUCGGAAGUACAGAAACAUUGGGUAAAAGUAAAUGCAGAGACGCUUAUCAUCAGGCGGUUAUUAUGAAAGGAAAUUUGUACAAAAUGUCUCGUAAUAAGGAGAAAUACGAGAGUGCAAACAGACGACAACAGAUUUUUAUGUCAGCAGAAGAUGUGGCUGCUGGCAAAAAAUCAUCUUGGACUGGUAUUGAGAUAACAGGAUGUGUGCGCAACAUCAGUCCAUCGUUAUGGGAAUUCGAACACCUAACAGCUUUGUACCUUAACGACAAUCAGCUGUUGCGUUUGCCUGCCGAUAUUGGUUUGCUAUCUAAUUUGCGUACAUUGGACUUAUCAAGCAAUAAGUUGCGCAGCUUGCCUGCUGAACUAGGCGAGCUAAUACAACUGAGAGAACUUUUGUUGAACAACAAUUACUUGAGAGUUCUUCCUUAUGAAAUCGGCAAACUUUUUCAUUUGCACAUUCUGGGAUUAAUGGGAAACCCAUUGCAGAAAGAAUUUCUAUCCAUCUAUAACGAACCAAAUGGCACUCAGAAACUCUUAACAUAUAUGCUAGAUAAUUUAUCAGUUUCCAUAACACCUCCGCCACAACGCCCAUGGAUACCAUUAGCAAAGCCGAACAAAUCGAGACCAGCUUGCAUCUUUACAGUUAUGUGUUACAAUGUUUUGUGUGACAAAUACGCCACACGACAGAUGUACGGAUAUUGUCCGUCAUGGGCCUUAAGUUGGGAGUAUAGGAAAAAGGCGAUACUUGACGAAAUCCGCCACUAUUCGGCGGAUAUCAUCAGUCUGCAGGAAAUCGAGACAGAUCAGUUUUACAAUUUCUUUCUACCCGAGCUGAAGGCAGACGGCUAUGAGGGCAUUUUCUCGCCGAAAUCACGUGCCAAGACUAUGUCGGAUAUGGAACGUAAAUUUGUGGACGGUUGCGCUAUUUUCUUUCGAGGUGCAAAGUUCACGUUGAUUAAAGAACAUUUAAUCGAAUUCAAUCAAUUGGCUAUGGCUAACGCUGAGGGUUCAGAUAACAUGUUAAAUCGUGUAAUGCCGAAGGACAACAUCGGUUUGGCAGCGCUGCUGAAAGUGAAGGAGACUGCCUGGGAUCCGAUGACGGAAAUGGCACAACUUUCUCAACCGUUACUCGUUUGCACUGCGCACAUUCACUGGGAUCCCGAAUUCUGCGAUGUUAAACUCAUUCAGACGAUGAUGUUGAGCAAUGAACUGAAGAGAAUCAUCGACGAGGCGAGUCAUAGCUUUAGGCCUGGCCAUAAGAGUGACUCGAGUAGCGUUCAACUCUUGUUGUGUGGAGAUUUCAAUUCUUUACCCGAUUCAGGUGUAAUCGAGUUCCUUGGUAAAGGGCGUGUAGUAAUGGACCAUCAGGACUUCAAGGACAUGGGCUAUAAAUCGUGCCUGCAACGUCUACUUUCAAAUGACACCAACGAAUUUACGCAUUCAUUUAAGUUGGCCUCCGCCUACAGUGAAGACAUAAUGCCGCACACAAAUUACACAUUCGAUUUCAAGGGCAUAAUCGACUAUAUCUUCUAUACGAAAACUGGUAUGGUGCCGCUCGGUUUGUUGGGUCCCAUCUCGAAUGAUUGGUUGCGUGAAAAUAAGGUGGUUGGCUGUCCGCAUCCGCAUAUACCAUCGGAUCAUUUUCCUCUGCUGGUCGAAUUGGAAUUGAUGUAUACGGCGGGACAGCAAGCGCCACCCAAUGGGCUGAUCAGCCGACGGUAGCAAUAAAAAUCCGGCAGCUAAAUAGUAUAACAACAAUAGCAAGGAACGCUGAGCAUUCAAAAGCAGUAGCUGCAACAACAACCACG
Messenger RNA from Anastrepha obliqua, 2357 nucleotides. RefSeq names its product CCR4-NOT transcription complex subunit 6-like (gene twin). Gene Ontology annotation, cellular component: cytoplasm; nucleus; CCR4-NOT complex. Gene Ontology annotation, biological process: nuclear-transcribed mRNA poly(A) tail shortening. The transcript is spliced from 8 exons. Gene Ontology annotation, molecular function: protein binding; poly(A)-specific ribonuclease activity. The coding region runs from base 613 to 2271 and encodes 552 amino acids. Lineage: Eukaryota; Metazoa; Arthropoda; Insecta; Diptera; Tephritidae. The record is from RefSeq and is a predicted model, not a curated record.